This is a messenger RNA of Anolis sagrei ordinatus, 978 nucleotides long. RefSeq names its product olfactory receptor 6B1-like. Gene Ontology annotation, cellular component: membrane. Gene Ontology annotation, molecular function: G protein-coupled receptor activity; olfactory receptor activity. The record is from RefSeq and is a predicted model, not a curated record. Gene Ontology annotation, biological process: G protein-coupled receptor signaling pathway. NCBI's taxonomy places the organism in Eukaryota, Metazoa, Chordata, Lepidosauria, Squamata, Anolidae.
UUAUUUCCAAUCUGUUCCUUGCAUAUAGGUCCAUUUUUUCGGGAGAUGGAAAACAGCACUAUCAUUUCUGAAUUCAUCCUUGUGGGGUUUCCCUCUGGACUAGAGCUCCAGCUAUUUCUUUUCAUGACUUUUUUUCUAACAUAUAUACUAACAGUUAUAGAGAAUCUUAUCAUUAUCUCCUUAGUAAAAAAUAACAGGAACCUUCAUAAACCUAUGUAUUUUUUCCUUGGAAAUUUGUCUUUCUUGGAAAUUUGGUAUAUCAGUGUUACACUUCCCAAACUGCUGGUGGAUUUCUGGUCACCGAGCAAGACUAUAUCCUUCCAAAGUUGCAUGGCUCAGCUUUACUUCUUCAUCUCAUUAAUGUGCACUGAAUGUGUUCUCCUAGCUGUCAUGGCAUAUGAUCGAUACAUAGCAGUGUGCAACCCACUUCGCUAUUCAGCUAUUAUGACACAUAGAUUAUGUUUCCAGCUAGGUUUGCUCUCUUGGGUAUGUGGCUUCUCCACCUCCUUUGUCAAAGUCAUGUUUAUUUCCAGGCUGACUUUUUGUGGCCCUGGAGUGAUUAAUCACUUUUUUUGUGAUAUCUCCCCAGUUCUCAACCUCUCCUGCACUGAUAUGUCAAGGGCCGAGUUGGUAGAUUUCAUUCUGGCCUUGGUUAUUCUCCUUGGUCCACUCUCUGUAACCAUUGUGUCCUACCUGUUCAUCAUCACUUCAAUUUUACACAUCCCUACAGCCCAAGGAAAGAAGAAAGUCUUCUCAACAUGUGCUUCACACCUCACAGUGGUCAUCAUCUUUUUUACUUCAGCAGUCUUCAUGUAUGCUCGACCUAGAAAAAUUCACCCUUUCAACCUUAACAAAAUAGUCUCCAUCUUCUAUGCCGUGGUCACUCCAGCUGUCAAUCCACUCAUCUAUUGUCUGAGAAAUAAGGAAGUGAAAGAGGCACUGAAGAAAAAUAUAACAAGAAAAUGCCCUGUUAGAUAA